Penicillium cinerascens is the source of this 1842-nucleotide messenger RNA. RefSeq lists its product as uncharacterized. The coding region runs from base 1 to 1842 and encodes 613 amino acids. The transcript has a single exon. Lineage: Eukaryota; Fungi; Ascomycota; Eurotiomycetes; Eurotiales; Aspergillaceae. The record is from RefSeq and is a predicted model, not a curated record.
AUGGGUGGCCAGCCCUCCCAGGGGGAGCUUCAACCACCCCGGGAAGAGCAAUCUGGAACGACGGAGCACAAGACAUCGAACAACCCCGAAUCCUCAGUCUUAUCACCUACCGGUCAAACAGUUGCGAGUGGCCAACAAGACACAGCUCAUGCCUCGAGGGACCCCGAGUCUUCUCCACGUCCCCGGAAGUUCCUAGCGCAACCGAUCGAAACUUCGUCGCGCAGCUCUCAAACCCGACCAACACCGAAUACAGACAGUCCAGGGGACCAUGAAGAUGGCUCCAAUGCCUCUUCAAAGAACACGGCGCAGUCGGACGAAAAACAGCCCCGUCGACGGUUUCUACCACAGCCGAUUGAGACAACAAAGUCAAACAAUCAAGGAGCUCCGUCACGAGCGCAAACACCGGAGCAGAACUCUCCGGUCGGCCCAAGAAGGUUCAAGCCCGACCUGAUUGAAACAGACCGUCGCUCCGUCAAAGGAAAAUCAGAAGAGCUUUCUCGUGGGUCAGGUUCUCUUAGUCCGAGGCCUGGAGCCUCGAGAACCAUGUCCCGGAUCAAUCCCAGUCGCACUGCCUAUACCGAGCUGCCCGAAUCGAAAUUCUCAUACGCAAGUCUCCUUCGCCGUCAAGAGGGACGAAGGCAUUCAUUUCGGGUUCCUGAACUGCCGUCAAUCGAGUCCAGUGGCAGUGAGGACUCUGACGAACCAUCCCACUCGCCGCCGUUAUCGUCCUCUUACAAAUCGUCACAGAAGUUCACCGGCAAUCUGAAGCCUGAAAAGAUGCUCAGGGAGAGCGGUGAUGGUGAAUAUCAAGAAUACUUGCUCUCUCUAGCCGCUCGCUCGGCACAGAAGCAGCUCAGAGAGCAGGCGCUAGCCGCCUUUCCCAACGAACAAGUCUAUGAGCCCGUGGAUCACUUUGGCGCUGACGAGGAAGAUUGGGACUCGGAGGAUGAUCUACGGUAUCCCCAGAAACAUCAUCUCAAGUCUCGGCGACAGUCUUCGGCCGAUCUGUCCUGGGAACUCGACUACAUGCGUCACCAUAAAGAAGAGGCGGAAAUGCGUUUGCGGGCGAUGGCUGCCUCGAAAGCUCGAGACCGGACGUCUGCUAGUAAUCAAUCUGCACCCAGAGCUGACGGUAAGACAAUCCCACCAAUGCUUGGAGACGACAUCGUCUUGCCCCAGAGCCUAUCCCCUAAUGGGACGAUGUGCGAAAAAUCCACGGCCGAUGGUUCGCAGGCAGCACAAGAUCCUUGCAACGGCUGUGACGGCCUCUGGUGUGCCGACAGCCGACCUCAAGGUGGACGAGGUGCCGGCCUUUGGAUGGGCACCUGUCGCAAGGGCGAGAGCGGAGAUGGCCAUGGGGACUUGCACGCGUUUUCCGGAAUCAUGACUCCGAUGCUCCGGGGCGAUGAGACAGACCUGGAUAGGCUGUCGCGCUCUUCGACCUGCACGAACCUGCAGGGCAUGACGAGCCAACUAUCCCCGCGGCCUGAUAUACUCAAUCUUACUCCCAAAAUUCUGCAAGAUGAAUUCCAUGACGGGUUCAUCACCCAGAUCUACAACUAUCUAUCUCUGGGCUACCCCUGUAUUGCUCGCUACUACGACUAUGAACUGAGCAAGAUCUCAGGUAUUACAGUCGAAGAUCUUCGACGUGAUGACCUGCACACAGAUGCAAGAGGAUACGUCGUUGCCCCCGAUGAUGGUCCUGUUACGGCGUGCACUCGAUGGAGGGCUCUCCGUCGCUACAUCCGUGAAUGGGCUCGACAACAACCAACCAUGGCAGAGGAUGACACCGGGUUCGAAGCCUGGGGUAUGCCAGAACGAAGAGGAAGUUGGGCAAUUUGA